CCCUGGACAAAGUGCAGCCCCUGUACCAGGCAGCCGACCUCCUCCAACUGGACUAUGUGAGAGACACCUGCAGCAGCUACAUGGCCAUUAACAUGCAGCGCUCCACCUGUGUGGACCUGUACAAGUUUGCUGAUGUCUUCUUUGUGGGCAGUGUUCUGAAGUGCAGUCUGCACUUUAUCUGUAUGCACUUUGCUGAGGUUGCCUCAAGCGAGGAGUUCUGCAGCCUGAAUGUGAAUCAGCUGACUGAGAUCAUCAGCCACGAUGAGCUGGAUGUUAAAGAGGAGACAACAGUGUGGGAGGCUGUGGUGAGAUGGGUGCAGCACAGCAGGGAGGACAGACUGCACCACCUACCCAGCAUCCUCCCUCACAUACGCUUCAACCUGCUGACCCCGUACAACAUGGUGGCCAUCUUGGAUCACCCCCUGGUCAGGGAGGAUCCUGGGAGAUCUGCCAUCAGGAAUGUGGUAAAGGAGGCCUCCAAUGAGAUGAAGAGAUUCGGGAUGGACACAAUGGAAAUGGCCAUAAUUUUCCCAGAGGACAAUGAUGAGCUCAAGCCUGGAGAGCAUGGGAUGCUCUUCAUGAACCCUCGGACAGGAAAGUACAUCACUUGCAGCUAUCCUGAAGAGGUCAUUCGGUUAAAGGGGACCUUAACCGUUACCAGUGACAACGACAUCUACAUCAUGGUGGGGGACUAUUUGGAUUUCAAUAAUGAAAAGUCGAUUGUGUUUGAGUUCAACAAUGCUGGUAAUGUGUGGGAACGUACGAGUAUACCUCCAAUACGCUGGCCUAAAAAGAUACGCCACAUCAAGAGGCAGUGCCUGAUAGGCGUUGAUGGGGUUUUGUAUCGCCUGUCGGCCGGAAGGACAAGGAAAAAUGCUAGUGCUCUGGUCCAAAUCAUCAAGUACACCUGGCACAAGGACCAGUGGCAGGAGUGUUCACAGCUGGAACUUGACAGUAAAGUGCCAAUGUCCUAUUCUCAGGCCCUGUCCUGUGGUCCUCACCUCUAUUUGAUCAUGAACACAGACAUGUAUCGCUACGACCCAAGCCAGGACCGUUGGUGCAAGCGGACUCCACCGAAAGUUAUGCCAAAGGUCUGCACAGCCGUUUCCAUGGGAACAGAGAUCUUCUGCACAGACAAGAAGUUUACCAAGACCAUGGUGUACGACACAGAGUCUGACUGCUGGCAGGUCCUGCAAGGCUGGCCGAACCCAGGAAACCUGACUGUCUAUAACGGCCCCCGUCUUUUUGUACUGGAGAACCAGCUGCAUGUAUGGUUACAGCCCUAGUAUGCAGCUGCCACAGAUGACGACGAAAACCCUCUCGUGUAUGUGUAUGACAGGUCUGCAGAUGCUUGGAAAGACCUACAGGCCACCCUGCCACACAGUUAUUACGCGCCAAGUGUCCACAUGCUCCCGGUGGCACGCAUCUACCUGCCGGGUCUUACUGCAUAGGGUGGUCAUAGCAGGGCUUGAAAUACUUUCUUCUGCAUCAUACUAAAAUUGUUCAGGAGGCAUAUUUAUUCUUCUAUACUUUAUAGGUGGUAACAGUCAAUGCGAUAAUAAUCUAUGUACACCUAUAUCAUAGGACAUCUAUGUAUAAAACCCACUACGUGGACCGGUGCAGGUAGACACUAGAAAUACCUGCCCAGCUCCAAUUUUACCUGCACUAACCUGCAUAUGCAGGUGGUAUUUCGAGCCCUGCAUAAGGAUGCCGACUAGCAUUGACUCAGAAAACUGAAUAUGUUUUUGGAAAAGGUGAAUAAUUUCAGAUAGCAUCCACUAUUUUUUGUUGGAUGCAACCAGAGCUGUCUGACUUGCUGGUACAUGUAAUGGCAAUUUGGCAUAUCUUAUUACCUGAUGUCUAACAUUCAUCGACAUAUGCAUGUACAUAAGGGCAUGUAGAGUAAAGUGGCGAGGAAGGACUAUUUUCAGAUGAUAGCUUCGCAUUUUUCAGGUUUACUGGGUGUCGGUUUAUUUUAGUCAAGUGAGGUAGUUCAUUCCAGUUCCUUUACCUUACUUUUUGUCUUACUUAUCAAGGUGGGACACCUUUUCAUUAUCAAGUUGAUGUUAUGUGCCUUAGCUUUAGCACGGUUUGUCUCAGAAGUUACAUCAUCCAAGGGACUUGUUCAAUGAUAAGAUGUUUCACAAUUUAAAUUGUAGGCCUCUAAUUUGUAAACAAUAAUUUGACAUAUUUCUCACAAUGCAUUACACUUCACAUACGCAGUUCCAAAUUUGGCUACUUGUGCUCUGUUUUUCCUGCAUUUUUAUUUUUAAUGUUGUACCUGGGUACUACUCUAGACAGUUUAUAUUCACUCCCGUUGUGCAUUUUCCCACCGACUUGUUGUUGUCUAGGCUUAUUCGUUCAUUGAUCACGUAUAGUAUGUUAUUUCGCUCAAAUUUUAUACAGUCAAACCUGUAUUAGGGGCCACCUCUACAGAGGGGCCACCUGUCCAUAGUGGCCACGUUUUGUCGGUCCCUUGUGUAUUUUAUCUACAAGUUGCCACCUCUAUACAGAGGCCACCUGUCUAUAGUGGCCACAUUUGUCCGGUCCCUUGAGUGGCCACUAUAGACAGGUUUGACUGUACUUGUAUAGAUUGAUGGAAAUAAAAGAGGUUUUCUUGAAAUAAAA
This is a messenger RNA of Branchiostoma floridae (Florida lancelet), 2628 nucleotides long. RefSeq names its product kelch repeat and BTB domain-containing protein 12-like. The transcript is spliced from 4 exons. Lineage: Eukaryota; Metazoa; Chordata; Leptocardii; Amphioxiformes; Branchiostomatidae. The record is from RefSeq and is a predicted model, not a curated record. Gene Ontology annotation, molecular function: protein binding. The coding region runs from base 81 to 1286 and encodes 401 amino acids.